UGCUACUUCCUUGUUGAGAUUUGUUCCUGUACGACCCCCUUCUGUGCACAUACACAAACAGUUGGGGUAACUUACAAGGAAUGCAUCUCAGGGUGUGCACGGAGAGUAUCUUCUACCUUUUAUCCUCUCCUGAGCUUACAGAUGGGAAAACCGAGGUGCAGAAUUAAGUUAGAGAGGCCAGCAAAUUUGCAUCAAUAUGAAUAUAAAUGGGGGGGCUUCUUGAAAGGAGUGCGGUGGUCUCAGAGGGUUGGGUUCCUGAGUUAGGUGUCAGCUGGCCCCACUUUGGCCAUUUGAUAGGAGGGAAGAGAAGUGGGGAGGUGAGUAACUCCCCGGCCCUCAUGAGGAUUCUAGGCAGCUUCGGGUCUGGGAAGCUGAGGAUGUCACUGCCCGAGAAGAAGUGGAAGAGCAGACUGGUCAUUUCAGAUCUUGAGGAGUCCCGGUGUAGGCCGGGUAGGAGGGAACAGGCGGGGGUAGAAGGAAGGGCCGGGGAAGCCAGCAGAGGGAGCAAAGGAGUAAGUUCCGGCUUGGAGAAGAUGGUGUGCUGCGUCGGGAAUAACCACAUCUUAGCGGUGUCAUUCUCAGUCUGCAGAAUGGGAAAUGGGAAGAAUCAGAGAUUUCAGAAAAGGCAGGGACGUACCCAGAGUCACACUGCUCUUUAAGCCCACGUGAAGCCUCCUCAGCCCUCCCUGCCGCACUUACCCUGCCCCACCUCCACCUCUGUUGCACUCAGGGGCCCCAACAUGGUGCCGAAGAGAACAGGCACCAUGACUCCCACGAGGACCCAGCACUCGUUGGCGGGGCAGACUUAUGCAGUGCCCCUCAUCCAGCCAGACCUACGGCGGGAGGAGGCCAUCCAGCAGGUGGCGGAUGCCCUGCAGUACCUACAGAAGGUCUCUGGAGACAUCUUUAGCAGGAUCUCUCAGCGAGUAGAGCUCAGCCAGAAGCAGCUACAGGCCAUUGGAGAGAGGGUCUCCUUGGCCCAGGCCAAGAUUGAGAAGAUCAAGGGCAGCAAGAAGGCAAUCAAGGUGUUCUCCAGUGCCAAGUACCCAGCGCCAGAGCACCUACAGGAGUAUGGCUCCAUCUUCACGGGUGCCCAGGACCCUGGCCUGCAGAGACGCCCCCGCCACAGGAUCCAGAGCAAGCACCGCCCCCUGGACGAGUGGGCCCUACAGGAGAAGCUGAAAUACUUCCCCGUGUGUGUGAACACCAAGCCAGAGCCUGAGGACGAGGCCGAGGAGGGCCUCGGGGGCCUUCCCAGCAACAUCAGCUCCGUCAGCUCCUUGCUGUUGUUCAACACUACUGAGAACCUGUACAAAAAGUAUGUCUUCCUGGACCCCCUGGCUGGUGCUGUAACAAAGACCCACGUGAUGCUGGGGGCGGAGACAGAGGAGAAGCUGUUCGAUGCCCCUUUGUCCAUCAGCAAGAGGGAGCAGCUGGAGCAACAGGUUCCAGAGAACUACUUCUAUGUGCCCGACCUGGGCCAAGUUCCUGAGAUUGACGUGCCAUCCUACCUGCCCGACCUGCCAGGCAUCGCCGAUGACCUCAUGUACAGUGCUGACCUGGGCCCCGGCAUUGCCCCCUCCGCCCCUGGCACCAUUCCAGAGCUGCCCGCCUUCCAAACAGAGGUGGCCGAGACUUUCAGGCCGGACCCAGAAGAUGGGGUGCUAACAGCACCCCCCCCGCCACCGCCGCCGCCUCCACCUCCCCCAGCUCCGGCUGUGCUGGUCAGCGCUCCCCCACCGCCACCCCAGCCCAUGGCCUCCCUGGGCCAAGGUGCCAGGGAGGACGACAGCAGUGGUGGGGUGUCUCCUUUAGCUACAGUCCAGGGAGCUCCCAAGGAAGUGGUGGACCCCUCCAGUGGCCGGGCCACUCUGCUGGAGUCCAUCCGCCAGGCUGGCGGCAUCGGCAAGGCCAAGCUCCGCAGCGUCAAAGAGCGCAAGCUGGAGAAGAAGAAGCAGAAGGAGCAGGAGCAAGUGAGAGCCACAAGCCAAGGUGGAGACCUGAUGUCGGAUCUCUUUAACAAGCUGGUCAUGAGGCGUAAAGGUAUCUCUGGGAAAGGACCUGCGCCAGGGGCCAGCGAGGGGCCGGGAGGAGCCUUCGCCCGAAUGUCAGACUCCAUCCCGCCCCUGCCCCCGCCACAGCAGCCACCUGGAGAGGAGGACGACGACGACUGGGAAUCCUAGGGGCUCAGCCCCUCCUUCCCCCUGCAGCGUGCACACGGCCGGGACGAGCUGCCUGGCCUGGGGGGGGUCUCUCGGCCUCUGCUGCCCGUGGAGGACUGUCCCAGGCCUGUGCCUUCUUCGAGGAGCGAGGUGGCCAGCUUCUGAGGCCAAAUGGCUGGGAGCGGGGAGCCCUUGUGCUCUCCUCCAGCCACAGACUAAAAUAAAUACAUGAAUCGAUCCAGCAGUAUCA
Molecule: messenger RNA, 2412 nt
Organism: Callorhinus ursinus (northern fur seal)
Lineage: Eukaryota; Metazoa; Chordata; Mammalia; Carnivora; Otariidae
Gene: WASHC1
Product: WASH complex subunit 1
Biological process (GO): exocytosis; endocytic recycling; retrograde transport, endosome to Golgi
Cellular component (GO): early endosome; WASH complex; recycling endosome
Molecular function (GO): actin binding; alpha-tubulin binding; gamma-tubulin binding
Source: RefSeq, a predicted model, not a curated record